GUGGGGGGACAGGAAACCUCAGGCUCGCCCAGUAAGUUGCCUUUCACCUGUUCUUUGCCUCUGUCACUGUGUCACCCUUGUCCCCUCCAGCCUGGGCUACAUGGCCUCCUUUCUGUCCUCAUGGGCCCAGGUCCCCUCUGCCUACUGCUCCCACUCCUCCCGUAGCUGUCCAGUGAAACUCGGUGUGUCCCGCCCACCUCGUCUUGCUGCACCCCGAGUGGCCCUUCCUGCCUUUGCGGCCUCGGGGUUCCUGGGCACACUCCUCUCAGCCCUGUGCCCGGGAGCUGGCCUGUCUCCUUCCGCCUGCUCAGAUGUUAAGUACCCGCUGGGGAAUUCUUGACAUGGCCUGACUGGUUGUCCCGGAAGCUGCUCUCUGGGCUUCCUGGGUGACCCAGUAUCUCCCUGAGCAGUGCACCUGUCAUGGCCACCUCCCUUCCUUGGGGCUUGGAAACAGGCAGGACUGGCAGGGCCCCGCCCUUCCUUGCUCCCCCAAGUCUUCUGCGGGCACUCGAGGCCAGGGGGGGCCCUUUGGUCCAGUCAUCACUGUCCAGGUGAGCCAGUUGUGUGAUAGGCCCAGGAGGGCCACUUCGUGCCCUUGCUGUCAAGUACUGUCCUCUUGUGCUCUACAGUGAGGUCCUUGGGUGCCACAUACUUCCUGGAGUGAGUCUUGUGGUCAUCCUCCAUCCUGAUGGUGCCCUUUACCCAGAGCCAGGUGGGCAGGAAAGGCCUGAGAGUGUCACCCAGCUGGCCUGUGCCACUUUGUCCCCACACCUGCCUUCACCACAGCUUCUGCUAAGUGCCUGCACACUUCUGGGACUCUCUUAGUUGGAGCAGGUCCAGCCGCUCUGGACAAUGGACAUGCACUGCAGGCUUCAUGACCCUGAUGGUUUGUCCUCGGAGAGUACCCCUUCCUUCCCCUUCACAGGCUGCUAUGGCUUGCCUGCACCCCGAGGGCUUGUGUAGGGGACCUGUGGCUUUGGGUGGUCACCCAGAACAGGGCCUGAGCCCACCAGAAGGCAAGACUGGGCGGUGGCUGCAGCCUUUGCCGGCCCAGCUUCCUCGUGCCUGUGAGGACUCGCUCCUCCUGCCUGCGGCAGGGGCCUCGCUCACUGACAGCCUGCAUGUGUGGAGCCUGCUUCCCAACGUGUAAACACGGGCGUGUGUCCCGGUGAUGGUGCGCUGGCGAGGGGGCGGCGAACGAGCCGGCUGCGCAGGUCCUGCGGCCUCCGGCCCCUGGUUGCCCAACACGCGCCGGGGGCGGGCCCCAGCCGCUGAUUAAAGGCUGCCCGGAGCAGCCUGUGCGGAGACAGGUGCCAGCAGCCAGCAGUGCAGGACGCCAGCCAGCUCCCGCCCCAGCUUCAGGUCUUGUCGUCCUUGUGAGAAGACCACCAUGUCCAAGCCACCUCGGGCCGAGACCUUUGUCUUUCUAGACCUGGAAGCCACUGGGCUGCCCAACACAGACCCUGAGAUUGCCGAGAUCUCCCUUUUUGCCGUGCACCGUUCCUGCCUGGAGAACCCAGAGCGUGGCGAGUCCGGGACCCCCAUGCUCCCCCGUGUCCUGGAUAAGCUCACUCUGUGCAUGAGCCCGCAGCAGCCCUUCACUGCCAAGGCCAGCGAGAUCACCGGCCUGAGCAGUGAGGGCCUGGCGCGGUGCCGGAAGGCUGGCUUCGACAGCGCCGUGGUUCGCACCCUGCAGGCCUUCCUGAGCCGCCAGGAGGGCCCCAUCUGCCUUGUGGCCCACAACGGGUUCGAUUAUGACUUCCCCCUGCUGUGCACAGAGCUGCAGCGCCUGGGUGCCCACCUGCCCCAGGACACCAUCUGCCUGGACACGCUGCCAGCACUGCGGGGCCUGGACCGUGCCCACAGCCACGGCACCCGGGCUCAGGGCCGCAAGGGCUACAGCCUGGGCAGCCUGUUCCACCGCUACUUCCAGGCUGAGCCGAGCGCGGCGCACUCUGCUGAGGGCGACGUGCACACGCUGCUGCUCAUCUUCCUGCACCGUGCUGCUGAGCUGCUCGCUUGGGCCGAUGAGCAGGCCCGAAGCUGGGCGCACAUUGAGCCCAUGUAUGUGCCUCCCGAUGGCCCGAGGAGUGAGGCCUGAGCACUUGUGCUUGUGCAGUUGCUGGCUCGCUCCCCUGGCCUGGCUCAAGCCUGCGGCCGGCACCAACUAGAACUUCGCUGCUGCACUCUGCCCGGUCCUGCCCAGCGGAGAGCCCUGGCCCCAUGCUCCUGCCCGGCUGCUGGCCCUCCCUACCUCUGGACAGCUUUCGAGCCCUAGCAGUCUGCUCUUCCUGGCUCCUUCCUUCCUCAUUUCUCAAUAAAACAUCACCAGUUUCUCA
Cavia porcellus (domestic guinea pig) is the source of this 2339-nucleotide messenger RNA. RefSeq names its product three prime repair exonuclease 2 (gene Trex2). Lineage: Eukaryota; Metazoa; Chordata; Mammalia; Rodentia; Caviidae. The record is from RefSeq and is a predicted model, not a curated record. The transcript is spliced from 2 exons. Gene Ontology annotation, cellular component: cytoplasm. The coding region runs from base 1391 to 2101 and encodes 236 amino acids. Gene Ontology annotation, molecular function: 3'-5'-DNA exonuclease activity; nucleic acid binding. Gene Ontology annotation, biological process: DNA catabolic process.